GAGGAGAAAAUAAAAGAAUUAUAUAGAAUUAAGAUGUCUUUGAAGGUUCCAACUAUAGAUUUUAGAAACUCAUUUGAGUGGAAAAAAGGAAGUGAAAAAUGGGUUUUAGUGAGAGAUGAAGUUUACAAAUCUUUAGAAGAAUUUGGUUGUUUUGAGGCUUUACUUGAUGAAGAUAUUCCAAAAAAGAAAUUAUAUGAAAAAGUCAAAGAACUUUUCAACUCCAAUUUGGAGAAAAAAUUUGGAAACUCACAAAAUGUGUAUGCAAGUUACUCUAAGGAUGAUCCUGGAGUACCACUUUUUGAGAGAUUGGUGAUUAAGAAUGUUCUUAUUCAUGGUGUUAUUGAGAAUUUUUCCAACCUUCUUUGGCCUGAGGGAGACCCUAAAUUCUGUGAUUUGGUGCUUACUUACUCCAAGAAAUUAUCAGAAUUUGAAGAUAUGAUAAGAAGAAUGAUAUUUGAGAAAUUGGGUUUGGAAAAUUACUUGAAUGAGCAUAAAAAC
Capsicum annuum is the source of this 498-nucleotide messenger RNA. Its product is annotated as deoxypodophyllotoxin synthase-like. The transcript has 2 exons. Lineage: Eukaryota; Viridiplantae; Streptophyta; Magnoliopsida; Solanales; Solanaceae. The annotation marks the transcript as partial. The record is from RefSeq and is a predicted model, not a curated record.